This is a messenger RNA of Puntigrus tetrazona (Sumatra barb), 2907 nucleotides long. It is a transcript of the gene fezf2, whose product is annotated as FEZ family zinc finger 2. Gene Ontology annotation, cellular component: nucleus. Bases 1181 to 2572 code for a protein of 463 amino acids. The transcript has 5 exons. NCBI's taxonomy places the organism in Eukaryota, Metazoa, Chordata, Actinopteri, Cypriniformes, Cyprinidae. The record is from RefSeq and is a predicted model, not a curated record.
GACCGGGCAUUCGACUGGAAUAUUAAAAAUGUGUCAAUUAUUUCGAUUAAGUUCCAAUGUAUAAAAUGAGCAGAGCUGAACAGGCAAAGCGUUAACUUCUCAAUGCAGCGCGUGAAUGGAGUCGUUCGCGUUGACGUUUAUUCUCCAAACCUACUCUGCGUUUUCAACACGACAAAUAAACCCUCCUUAAUACACAAGCAAUUUGUCAUGUAAAUCGUGCUCCGUCUUUUGCCUCGAGUCCGCUGAAAGGACGUUCGGGCUCAUUUCGCGACGCGUUCGUGGGCUGAGAGCGAAGUUACGGCAAUAGGAUCGAUGUUUAUUGUGUGGACAAGCCCCUAAUUGUGCCUGAAUAAACUCAAAUUAGAGUUCGGUCAUUUACAUAUGAGUAGAAUUAGCGGACCCCCGUUUAAAGUUCCCUCCGUCGCGGCCGCAGGUGUGGGGAACCGGGGGCUCUCUCGCCUGUUUUAUUUCGUUCUGAACCGAGCGCUGAAAGGAGCGCGGUUUAAGUUACGAAUCAAUGCCAGACUCGAAUUAUUGUGAUGCGCGAACGAACGAUAUUCCGGUAAAAACCAAACAGACUAAUUGGCGUCCCGCGCGGGCGCGCUCGAAGACGUCAUCACGCAGCGAUCAGGAGAAAGUUAAAGUCAACAUCUUCAGGCGACGCCGCGCGAGCGACUUCAGCCGCGUUCCCCUCGCGGUAAAGAUAAUCACGGCGUUUGAACUUGAAAAGCCCCCUUUUCGGCCUUUUUGCAAUAAUUUGUUGUGAGUCUCAGGUGAAAUCGUCUGCAAACAAAUGAAUUCAAGCUGGCCCUCUUAAAAAGGCGAGAGGGCGACUGGUCAUUGUAGCGAGCACACAAAACUCUGGAUUCCAGCAAACUUUUUUUAUACAGCUUUAAAAGGGUCCCUCUUUUUUUCUCUCUCUCUCCCCGUUUCUCGCUAUACCUCUGGCCAGGCUAAGUCUUUUCUUCCCUGCCUUAAUCCUUCCCUUUAUUUCAGAAAAACACAAAACCGGGUUCCACGCAGCGCUUUAGUGGCUAAAAGUGAAAGAGCCGCUUCUUUGGAGGCUGAACUCUGAAUCGCGCUGGAAAAUUGGUUCUUGUGAAUAGGUGAAGGAGGAAAAACGUUUAAUAGGAUCCGAGGGAGGUUCUGCUCUCGCAAUCUGCUCUCUAAACAGGUGGAAAUGGGACCUUCUCAAUUGUACAAAUACAGGAGAGGACGGGGCGGCUGGUCGAUGCUCACACCAAGUUGGGUGGAAAUGGCGAGCUCUCUCCCUCUGGAAACAGUGAUGUCCUGCCCGAGACUAGACGACAGGAGCGGGGCCACGGCGGCGCCCAAGUCCCUGGCCUUUUCCAUCGACAGAAUCAUGUCCAAGACGUCGGAACCAAAAGCCGCCGCCGCCGAGGAGGAGUGCCGGGGAGGACUCGAGGGAUCCGAGGGGAAGAGGACGCUCGGCUUGUGCACCCCGAUUCCCUGCAUGAUCCCGAUUCAGCCGUUCAGCUACGACCUGCAGGCCAAGGCUUUAAUGAACUAUUCCGAGUUUUGGAAAGUUAAUUUCAGGGGAGCGCUAUGCACUUCGGCGGCCAUGUGCAAAUCCAACUGCGGCGUCUGCGGCAAAGCGGACGCGGGAAUCAAGCACUCGGUGUUGCCGGGAAGCAGGGUCAUCAAGCCGCAGGUGAUACACCAAGCGCUGGCCAUGCCCACUAGCGGAUCGUUGUGUUAUUUCAAUUAUUUGGACUCGGCUUACCAUCAGUCCGAGCUGCUGAGCGGACACUUAUUUUCCUCAGCAAUCGCGAACUCUCAAGCGCAAGCCAUAAGCGCGCACCAGAAGCUCCUCUUGCUGGAGAACGCCAAACUCGCGUGCGUUUCGCCCGAGAAAUUCCCCACGCCGCAGUACCCGCAUAAAGAGCAUCUCCCCGGGCAGCUGGACCAGAUAGUGCGGGAGAACCACAGCCUGACCGAGAAGAACGGAGUGAAAGCGCACAGCAAAACGAAUAACUGCUCCGCUGACGGCAAACCCAAGAACUUCACGUGUGAAGUUUGCGGAAAGGUCUUCAACGCGCACUAUAACCUGACCCGUCACAUGCCGGUACACACAGGCGCGAGGCCGUUCGUGUGUAAAGUAUGCGGGAAAGGUUUCCGACAGGCCAGCACGUUAUGUAGACAUAAAAUUAUUCACACGCAGGAGAAACCUCAUAAAUGUAACCAGUGCGGGAAAGCUUUCAACAGAAGCUCGACUUUAAACACACACAUCCGAAUUCACGCGGGCUACAAACCGUUCGUCUGCGAAUUUUGCGGAAAGGGUUUUCAUCAAAAAGGGAAUUACAAGAAUCACAAGCUGACCCACAGCGGCGAGAAACAGUACAAGUGUUCAAUAUGUAGCAAAGCCUUCCAUCAGAUCUAUAACCUCACGUUUCACAUGCACACGCACAACGACAAGAAGCCCUUCACCUGCGGGACCUGCGGGAAAGGCUUCUGCAGGAAUUUUGACUUGAAAAAGCACAUAAGGAAACUGCACGACAACGCCAGUUGUUUAUCCGCCGGAAACGAUUCUUCCAGAGGACACCAAAACUGAGACGCGAGCGGUUUUUGACUUGUUUUUUCUUUUGACCGCGCGAAUUGUUUUGUGGUGCUUUAACAUCUUCCACCGACACGAGCAAGGACGAACGGGACGGGAGGAGACCGCCACACCGUCGAGGAAUUGUACAUAAAGCAGAAAAAAAAAAUUAUUUAAUAAAUCCACUGCCAUACGGGGCUGCCAAGCAAUUAUUUGUAGACUAGAUGAAGGAAAAGCGUUUUAUAAAUAAAUGCAACUUAUGUGUAUAAAGAAAUGUUUGAUAAAUUUGUAAAUUUGUUGACAGCUGUUGACGCAGUGAAGCAAAUAUGCUAAAAUAAAAAUCAUGAAUACAA